AUUAGCGUAGUUUUAUACCUUACUAUUAUUAUUAGACCCAAUAUUAUUUUUACGCUAUCCCGGCUAGCCCGUUUUCUAAUUAAUUCUAGACUAAUUCAUUAUUCAAUAAUCGAGCGAGUGAAGGUAUACCUUUGCAGUACUAAUUAUUAUACCUUCUAA
This is a messenger RNA of Neurospora tetrasperma FGSC 2508, 159 nucleotides long. RefSeq lists its product as uncharacterized. Lineage: Eukaryota; Fungi; Ascomycota; Sordariomycetes; Sordariales; Sordariaceae. The record is from RefSeq and is a predicted model, not a curated record. The annotation marks the transcript as partial. The transcript has a single exon.